UGCUAUGGAGCGAACUCACUCAUCUUAAGAUAUAGGUUCAAAUGUUCAUUGGCCAUUCUGGUUAUGUGAAUGGGAAAGAAUUUCGGCUUAACGAAGGGGGCGGACGUGGGUCUGGCAAAAUGCGUUUGGGAAUAUACUGCACUUUGGAUUGAAGUCGAUUGCUGUACCUAUAUCGUCCAGUUUUAUCUCAUGCGGAUUUCGACUCGUUAUUUUUGCUCAACGAUCUUUCGUCUCUUUCAGCGUUCUCGCUCAAAAUUAAUGGCAUAGUGCGGCUCUCGACAAACAAUAUGCAUUUGUUUUUUAUUUUUAUUUUGGCAACUUUCGUGGUCUGUAAAACAUCGCCCUCUCGGAACGUUUUUACGAAUCACUGGGCUGUGCGAAUCACAGGGGGACGCGAGGAGGCAGAUAAACUUGCCUCGAAAUAUGGCUUUACAAAUUUGGGCCAGAUUGGUGGUCUGGACGACCAUUAUCAUUUUCAUCACAGCCGGGUGGUCAGAAGAUCAACCUUUGUCACCAAAGGAACCCACAGUUUUAUCCACCUGGACCCAAAGGUCCACUGGAUUCAGCAGCAAGUCGUUAAGUCCAGAGUAAAGCGCUAUGCCAGAAAUGACCUGAAUUUUGUCUACUUCAAUGACCCUAAGUGGUCCAACAUGUGGUAUAUUCACUGUAAUGAUAAAAACAGCCGCUGUCGCUCAGAGAUGAACAUUCUGGCAGCCUGGCAGAGAGGUUACACAGGUAGAAAUGUGGUCGUCACCAUCCUGGAUGAUGGCAUUGAAAGGAACCAUCCAGAUCUAGCGCAGAACUACGACCAGCUCGCAAGCUAUGAUGUCAAUGGGAAUGACUAUGACCCUACCCCACGCUAUGACUCGAGCAACGAAAACAAGCAUGGGACUCGGUGUGCAGGGGAAGUGGCAGCCGUGGCCAAUAACUCACACUGCAUUGUUGGUGUUGCCUACAACGCCCGCAUUGGAGGCAUCCGGAUGUUGGAUGGAGACGUGACAGAUGUGGUGGAGGCGAAGUCUCUUGGCAUCAGACCUGACUACAUUGACAUUUACAGUGCCAGCUGGGGCCCUGAUGACGAUGGGAAGACAGUGGACGGCCCAGGCCCUCUGGCUAAGCAGGCCUUUGAAAUGGGCAUUAAAAAGGGAAGGAAAGGCUUGGGCUCCAUUUUCGUGUGGGCAUCUGGCAAUGGGGGUCGUCAAGGAGACCACUGCUCUUGCGAUGGCUACACUAACAGCAUAUACACUAUUUCCGUCAGCAGUAGCACAGAGAACGGAAACAAACCGUGGUACCUGGAGGUGUGCUCUUCCACUCUCGCCACCACCUACAGCAGUGGAGAGUUCUACGACAGGAAAAUAGUGACCACAGACCUGCGCCAACGCUGCACUGAUGGGCACACUGGGACUUCUGUUUCUGCCCCUAUGGUGGCUGGGGUCAUCGCUCUUGCCCUGGAAGCCAAUCCGUUGAUAACCUGGAGGGAUGUUCAGCAUCUCUUGGUGAAAACAUCCAGACCAGUACAUCUAAAGGCCAAUGACUGGAAGACCAAUGCAGCCGGUCACAGGGUCAGUCAUCUUUAUGGCUUUGGCCUGGUGGAUGCAGAGGCCAUGGUAGUAGAGGCCAAGAAAUGGAAAAAUGUUCCACCCCAACAUACCUGCACCAAGAUGUCAGACCGCAGAACCAGGUACAUCCGUGCAGACCAGAAGCUGAAUGCCACCAUCACAAGCACAGGCUGCGGUGAGAAGGCGGACCAGCAUGUGGUGUAUUUGGAGCAUGUGGUGGUUCGAGUUCUCAUCGUACACCCUCGGCGAGGAGACCUCGAGAUCAGCCUCAUCUCCCCCUCAGGAACAAGAUCCCAGCUACUGGCCAGGAGGUUGUUUGAUAACUCCAACCAGGGCUUCAGGAACUGGGAGUUCAUGACUGUGCACUGCUGGGGGGAGAAAGCAGAGGGGCAGUGGACUCUGGAGAUUUCUGACUCCCCCUCACAACUCCGGAACCCUGAGGUUCUUGGUAAGCUGAAAGAGUGGACUCUGAUUCUGUACGGCACAUCCCAGCACCCAUACCACUCCCAUGGCUCUCAACAUUCCCGCUCCAGGAUGCUGGAGAUUCCAGACCCCAGCCCCACCCAGGACCUGAGGAGCCCAGAGCCCUCUCAAGGCCCACCAGAACACGAAGAGGAGGAAGAGGAGGAGUACAAUGGGACAUGUGACAGUGAGUGUGGGGACCAAGGCUGUGACGGACCUGAUGCUGACCACUGCCUCAACUGCAUCCACUUCAGUCUGGGCAACCUGAAGACUGGCAGGACUUGUGUGAGUCAUUGUCCACUGGGUUACUUUGAAGACACAGAGGCUCGAAGGUGCAGGCGCUGUCACAGGGGCUGUGAGCGUUGCGUGGGUCGGAAUUCCAAUGAGUGCCUGUCCUGUAGGAGGGGACUCUUCUUUUACGUGGAAGACAACGCCUGUGUGGAGGCCUGUCCCGCCGGCUACUUUGCGGACGAUGGUCAGAGACGUUGUAUGAAAUGCCAUGAGAACUGCCUGACGUGUGUGCGUGACUCAGACAGGUGCACUGCGUGUAAUGAUGGUUUCAGGCUGGCUGGAAUGACCUGUGUGCCAGAGUGUGGAAAUGGAACCUUCUUUAACCUUGAGGAAAUGAAAUGCAGUCCAUGCCACAUGUCAUGUUCCACCUGCACAGGGCCUAGGAUGGAAGAAUGCCUUCAGUGUGCCCAAGACUUCCUCCAGCAGGAUUGGCGCUGUGUCCAAACAUGUUCCCCAGGCUACUAUGAGGGCGAGGCUGCUGGAUACCCCCAGAGGAUUUGCCGCAAAUGUGAAGACAACUGUUUAAGGUGCCAAGGACCAGGGGCAAGCUGCACGCAGUGUAAAGAUGGAUACAACUUAGUAAGCAGGACAUGCAUUUUAAAUGCCACCUGUAACAAUGCUGAUGAAGUGUUCUGUGAGAUGGUGAAGUCAAACCGACUGUGCGAGAAGAAAUUGUUUCGUCAGUUCUGCUGCAAAACGUGUCUGAUGGCUGGAUGAGGGGUGACAGAUGUGCGUGAAGAGAGAGUCUCUCGGAUAGACUGCCUCCACAGACUCCUCAUGUGAUGUACAUUUUAAACAAGUUAUCUGUGAUUUUAAAUAAAAUAAAGCAAAACUAUCCUUCAUUUUAUUAAACCUUAUAAGGGUAAGAUUUGUUUUUCAUAAGCUAUAUUUUUAAGGUUGUCUGUUUUAUAGAGGUCAUACGAUACAUGUACAAAUAGUUCAUUUUUUUUAUUCAAAGAAUGCAUCAUUAUAAAAGUGUGCUAUCUAUUAUUGCCUAUUAUAGGUGUAAUCUGAACCUCAGUUUUCAGAGAUAAUUCAUUGAUGUGAUUACUAGCAAAAAUAGUAUAAUGGACAAACAUUUAAAGUCAUCCUUUUCGUACUUCACCAAGUCAUUGCAAAUUUCUGAAAGUAGAAUUUUGUAUGUGACCAAUCAUUUCUCCCCUGAAACAGUCAGUUAAAAAACAAUAAGACAUGCCAUGUUAAUUAUCUACAUUUUAGAGAAUGUAUGUGAUGUAUGUGGUCCCUGUGCAGCCUCAAGAUGGCAAAAUAAAUCUAGCAGUGGUCAUUG
Chanos chanos (milkfish) is the source of this 3600-nucleotide messenger RNA. It is a transcript of the gene pcsk6, whose product is annotated as proprotein convertase subtilisin/kexin type 6. The record is from RefSeq and is a predicted model, not a curated record. The transcript is spliced from 21 exons. The coding region runs from base 288 to 3029 and encodes 913 amino acids. Gene Ontology annotation, biological process: peptide hormone processing. Gene Ontology annotation, molecular function: serine-type endopeptidase activity. Gene Ontology annotation, cellular component: cell surface; membrane. NCBI's taxonomy places the organism in Eukaryota, Metazoa, Chordata, Actinopteri, Gonorynchiformes, Chanidae.